AUGUACAAAGGGAGUGUGACUGCAGCUACCAAGACAGCGGAGAAGGCUCCUGCAGCUGUGGAAUGCAGUUCCUCACAGCUCAUUAAACAGCCUUGGAUGAAGAAGAGCAUUCAGAAGCGACAACUCAAAUCUCACUUCCACCGACGCCGGCCAGUCAACAAUACCAGCCAACCAAAAAAAGGCCGUGGAAGAAGCCAGGAUUCAAAUUCUUACAAAAGAAUGAUAGCUUACAGUCCAGAGAACAGGCUCAAGACUUACUACAGCAAUCGGACAGGGCGUCAAGCCAAGUUCCCAAGAGAAUCUAGAGUCAACCGCAUUCUUCCCAAGACAGCCAGCAAGGAGGAACAGUCAAACAGUCCAGGGUUGAAACUGGAGGACAGAAAUGCAUGUAGCCCUGUGUGCAGAACAGAGAAUCCACAGCCACCCCUUACAGAAAGAUCCAGAGUUAGCAGCACAAGAGAGAAACAAAAGUCAAAGCUCACUGCAGUAGAGAAAAGGCGCUACCAGACAGUCUCUGAGUACCAGUUUAUAUAUCCAGGAAAGACCAUGUUCCACUUCACCAAGGAAAGUGCAAAGCAACAGCUCCGCUCCAUCUAUCUUGGGCCCAGAAGGCAGAAAUUGCUCAAGCCAACUCACCCAUCCACCAAGAUGCCUCGUAAACGAUGGGAGAAAAAUGAGACCCAAAGGGAAAACACCAAAACUGAUGCCAGCUGCCCCAUCGGUAGCGAGUUCUUGAGAAGCAAGCACCCAAAAGCCAUCCCCUGCAGACUCACAAGCCUGAUGUUCAAAAUCAAUAAACUGGAGCUUAUCGAUGAAAUGGAGACGGUAUCCCCUUGCGCCCUAGCAGGGCUUCCACACAGUCCCCAGCUGCAGCGUCAAGCACCUCCCGUGAAAUCAAGCUUCCCAGCAGCUGCCUUGUCGAGGCGGGGCAGUCCUAAGGAAAGGAAGACAAGCCCAGAAGGGUGGCCCGUGGAACUAGAAUCCAGCCCAGACUUGUCUCCGCAAGGAGCUACUGGGAAUGCACUCAAAGCGUCCCCCGCUAGCUCCACAAAGGCAAGACCCUUGUCGGCCAAGGACUGUAGUGGGAAAGCUCCAAGUAAGAAAUCUGAGGGAGAAGGCAAUCAAAAUGGACACUCUUCCAAGAAAGAGGAUGUUGCUGAAAGUACACUGGGGGUCAGCACAAGCAGCAAAGGUGAUGUAACUCAGACCACCAACACCAUGUCAGCUUUCCAUCAGCUUUCAUCCAAGGAAAACGUAGAGGUGGAGGUGCCCCCAAAUGCUUGCUCCAACAUCAUCCAAUGCCCGGCUGAGGAGAGACAGCGGGAGCAGUUCCCUGUGGCCUACAGGCCAUCUUCAGCAAGAGAGGAAAAGAUCUCUGGAGCUCUUGUGCACUGCUCCUCUGGACAGAAGAGACAGGCCUACUCUAUUGUAACUGUGGGAAGCAAAUAG
Heteronotia binoei (common prickly gecko) is the source of this 1449-nucleotide messenger RNA. RefSeq lists its product as uncharacterized. The record is from RefSeq and is a predicted model, not a curated record. NCBI's taxonomy places the organism in Eukaryota, Metazoa, Chordata, Lepidosauria, Squamata, Gekkonidae. The transcript is spliced from 6 exons. Bases 1 to 1449 code for a protein of 482 amino acids.